Messenger RNA from Striga hermonthica, 1182 nucleotides. The record is from the annotation of a GenBank genome assembly. Lineage: Eukaryota; Viridiplantae; Streptophyta; Magnoliopsida; Lamiales; Orobanchaceae.
AUGCCCUCGCCCUAUGCAUCCUCCCAUAACUCAGGUUCCUCAUUCUUAAGAUCCCAUUAUUCAUCUCAACUAGCUGGAAGUGUUUCGGCAAGCAAUUACAGGUACUCACCAGAUGGUGGUGGCAUAGGCGCCUCAAAGUCAUGGUUCUCAUAUCAAGACCUACUUGGGGCAACAAACGGGUUUUCAGAAGAUAAUCUUCUUGGUGAAGGUGGGUUUGGCUGUGUUUAUAAGGGGGUCUUGGGGGAUGGGCGGGUAGUUGCUGUUAAGCAGUUGAAAGCUGGUAGUGGACAAGGAGAGCGUGAGUUUCAAGCAGAAGUCGAGAUUAUUAGCCGAAUACACCACAGGUAUUUGGUGUCUCUUGUGGGUUACUGUAUAUCUGAAAAUCAGAGGUUGCUCGUUUAUGAUUAUGUGCCGAAUAACACCCUGCAUCACCAUCUUCAUGCUGAAGGCAAGACUGUGAUGGAUUGGGCUAGUCGAGUUAAGGUUGCAGCUGGUGCAGCACGUGGACUUGCAUAUCUUCAUGAAGACUGUCAACCCCGAAUUAUUCACAGAGAUAUCAAGUCAACAAACAUUCUUCUGGAUGACAACUUUGAAGCACGGGUCGCAGAUUUUGGGCUUGCAAAGCUAGCGUUAGAAUUGGAUUUGCAUACACACGUAUCAACCCGCGUGAUGGGAACCUUUGGAUACUUGGCUCCGGAAUAUGCAUCGACUGGUAAACUGACUGAGAAGUCUGACGUGUUCUCGUUUGGUGUCGUGCUUUUGGAGCUAAUUACAGGCCGUAAGCCUGUCGACGCAUCUCAGCCAGUUGGCGAUGAAAGCCUGGUCGAGUGGGCUCGACCGUUGCUCACCCAAGCUCUCGACAAAGAAGAAUUCGGAGAUAUAGUCGACCCUAAGCUUGAGAACAACUUUGUCGCGAGUGAAAUGUUUCGCAUGAUCGAAGCUGCCGCGGCUUGCGUGCGCCACUUGGCAUCCAAAAGGCCGAAAAUGAGUCAGGUAGCAAGAGCUUUGGAUUCAAUGGAAGAACUUGCGGAUUUGAACAAUGGCGUGAAGCCGGGGCAAAGUGGGAUUUUCAGUUCAAGGGAGCAAUCUGCACAAAUCAGAAUGUUUCAGAAGAUGGCAUUCGGAAGUCAAGAUUAUAGUUCAGAGUAUUUGGAUCAUUCACAGAGCAGCUGGAGAAGUUGA